AUGAUUCACGAUAACUCUGAAGAGGAGGGCCGACGCUACUGCCAGCUUCGCUCAGGAGACGCAAGCGCCGACCCACUGCCCCGCUUUCCCUACGAGCCUCUCGAACCCCGCUGCAUUCGCAUCCUCGAACUCCAGCCUGGUCAACGAUCCGACCCAUUCGUAGGCAAUUUCGUCAUCGCGAACGUUGACAGUGACUUCGCGUACGAUGCGCUGUCGUAUAUGUGGGGUGAUGCGACGCAGACCGAUCGGGUGGUUAUUGAUGGCGGCGCCAUACCGACCGCGUGGAAUCUGACCAGAGCAUUGGAAUAUCUGCGCGACUUCGCAGAGCUGAAGCCGCUGAGGAUAUGGAUCGAUGCGAUAUGCAUUAAUCAGGACAAUUUGGAGGAGCGAGCUGAACAGGUUGCGAUGAUGCGGACUGUCUAUCACAACGCUUCCUGUGUACGGAUUUGGAUCAAUGAACCAUCUCUCGACGAAAAUAGUACGGCUGUAGCAGCUCUCAAAAGCUUUAAACUUAUCCCGGAUGCGGAACAUCGUGGCCUGGGCGAUGAGUCGAGCUUAUGGGAUCCUCUGGUCCCGAUGUUUAAUAAUGGGUACUGGAAUCGUAUUUGGAUGUAA
This is a messenger RNA of Alternaria incomplexa, 615 nucleotides long. RefSeq lists its product as uncharacterized. The coding region runs from base 1 to 615 and encodes 204 amino acids. The record is from RefSeq and is a predicted model, not a curated record. The transcript has a single exon. NCBI's taxonomy places the organism in Eukaryota, Fungi, Ascomycota, Dothideomycetes, Pleosporales, Pleosporaceae.